AUGUCGGACGAUUCAGUCCUCAUCCACCUCCCCCUCGCCUCCCCCGGUCACAACGCUCCCGCCACCAAAAUGUCUCUCGACGAUCCCUCCGCACCGAUUUCCCUCUUCGCGCCGCAAAUCAGCCCCGCGCCGCCGCUCUGGGCGGCGCUCGACGCCAUGCACGGGCUCGACCCGGGCGGCGCGAACGCGUGCUUCACCUCGUCGGAGCGCCUCUCCGACACGGAGUUCGCCGACGACUUCGAUCCGUCAUCUCCUCCCGGCCCGUCAUCUUUUCUGACGGCCGCCGACGACAUGGAGGCGCGCCUCUCCCGCCCGUCCCCGCACACGCGGAUCCCGGAGGCGGAAACUCCGCGCAAGAGCGGGGGCGGGGGGGCGGGAGGGGAUGGCGCAGGCGGAAUGUGCUGGUCGCCGGCGUGGCUGCCGAGCGAAGACGACAUUUUCAAUGACCCAAUCAGCGGCGACAGCACAAUGCUGCACGAAGCGCCGCCUUUUGCGGGAAACAGCGGCGGGAGCGGCGGAAGCCGCGGGUACCAAGGAGAAAGCGGACCGGGGAUGGGCGCUGGGGCGAUGCCCGCCGGAUCUGGCGGCGGUAAUCGUGGGAUGGGGGGUAUGAGUGGCGGGAAUAGUCCGUUUGGAGUUAAUCUGUCCGGGACGGACUCUGCGGGUUUGCUGCUCUCGCGCACUUCGCCGAUGCCUGGGAUGACCGUGCAGGAUCUAAUCAUGGCUGUUGAUUCGGUGAGCUUCGCCACCCCUGCGCCGCACGGCAGCCGGGCGAUCGGCGGCGGAUCGGACGGAACGUCGUUCAACAACACCCUUUCGUACACUAACGGGCCGUCUAGCAACAACGCGCCGUCAUCUUACACCAAUGCGCCCUCCUACACUAACGGCCCGUCUUACCCCGCCAACCAAUCACCGGAGCCUUGGUCCCUCACCUCCUAUUACGACACGCCCGUUUCCGAUAUCCUCUGCGAGACCGGCCAGGCCUCCACGUGUCCGUCUUCCAUUGGCCCGUCGUCCACAUCGGAUGUUCGUGUCUCCCCAACGCCUCAGAGCGACCUGUUUCCGGGAAAUGCUGGUCCCGCUCCGAUCGCCUGCUCGCCUAGUACUUAUCGCGGGCUGGCUUAUAACGAGGCUCGGCGGGCAGUGCGGGGCAACCUGAUGGACCACCACUCCUCCCUCGCGCCCCUCACCCUGCAGCAGAAGCGACCAAUGCACAGCCAGCAGCAGAAGCACCCGCAGCAGCCGCCGCAGCAGGUGCAGCAGCCCCAGCAGCAGCAGCAGCAGCAGCCACAGCAGCAGCCACAGCAGUCGCAAACGCUGCCCCUUCUACCUCCCCCCUCUCGCCCUCUCCUCUCAACGCACCCUACCCUCCUCCGCUCCCCAUCAGCACCACCCUGCACUCCCCCAUCCGCCACCACUUCAACCAUCACUGCUGCUCCAACCGCCCCUGCCCCUCCUGCUCCUUCUGCUGCUCCUGCUGCUCCUGCUACUCGCGCCCUGGUCCUCCCACCCCUGACUGCUGCACCUUCAGCAGCCCGUCCCCAAGACGUCAGCAGGCAUGCCAGCAGCACUAGCAACGCACCCAUGACUGUGAAGGAAGAAGCGACCGGGGCAGGCUCACCUGGGGGAGGUGCAGGUGCCUCUAGAGCAGGUGCAUCUGUGGACCUGACGUGCGAGGAGGACGAAUUGAAACUGAGCCUGGAUGCUGCAGAGGAGACUGAGGGUGGGGGGGCAGCAGGAGCAGGAGGAGGAAAGGGAGGCGCAGUCAAGCAAGCAACAUUGACAAACGACCCUAACCCCGCAGGGCACAGCGACACGGUGAUGCAGCUGCAGUAUGCGGGAGGCAACGGGCCGCUGGGCUUUGGAUACAAGAUGGUUCCGCGCAGCGCUUCAAUCACCACCACCCCCUCCUCCCUCCCCUCCCUGGGCGCUGGCGCUUCAUCAGCACCAGGUUCCGCCUCAGCUGCUGCUGCUGCUGCUGCUGCUGCUGCUGCUGCUGCACAAGCGGCACGGGGAGCGGGCGACAUGGGCGGGUUUAUGGAUGAUAUGGAGGAGGAUGAUGAGGAGGAUAUGAUGGGGGGUGGAUCAGGGUACAGCCGCAAGCGGGGGUUUGUGCAGAACGCUGCGGCGUCGGCAGCGAGGAAGCGGCGGCACGACAUGAACCACCGCGUCAAGCGCCUGCUGGACCUCGUGCCCGUCUCCAAUAAGAGAGACACGGCAGCCAUGCUGCUGGAGGUGAUACAGCUAGUGCAGUCCACCAUCGCUCAGAUUAAGGAAAUAACGCUGGGAGAGGACUGCCCACCUGCAGAGCGUGCAUGUGGGGUGUGCAAGGAGGAGCCGCUCUCGUCCCUCACCCACCACGCUCCUGCCUCCUCUGUUAGUGCUAAGUGUGCUAAUUUUGUGGCGGCUAAGGUGGUCGUUCCGGAUUUUCAGGUGUAG
Messenger RNA from Closterium sp. NIES-65, 2439 nucleotides. Lineage: Eukaryota; Viridiplantae; Streptophyta; Zygnematophyceae; Desmidiales; Closteriaceae. The record is from the annotation of a GenBank genome assembly.